Rattus norvegicus (Norway rat) is the source of this 5901-nucleotide messenger RNA. Lineage: Eukaryota; Metazoa; Chordata; Mammalia; Rodentia; Muridae. The record is from RefSeq and is a predicted model, not a curated record.
AGUUAGUCAUAAACAAGGUCCGGACUACCUAAGGGAGACUAUAGGGCUUGCCGGACCAUUUGGAGCUGAAGAGUUAAAAUGAAAACUUCAUAAAAACUACAAAAGAACAGCAGAUAAGGGGGCAGGACAGAGCUGGCCUGAGAUGUGCCCGGCCAAGCCUAAAAGCAAGGUCGAGGGAUUGUUCCAGGGACUGGCAGCCACCAUCUCCUCUGAGUCAGGGGCCAUCCGGACGGACGGAUGACUCCCUGCUCUACAGAUAAAGAUAAGACAUUCUCCUAUAUUGAGAACACCCCAGCCCGCAUGUACUGCUUGCAGAUGAGACCUUGUACCCAUUUCCCUUGCUGAUAACCACGCGAAACCCCCUAACUUCUCCUAUAUAAACCCCUGCCUGAAGAGGCUCGGGGUCGAUUCCUCUGUCUCCUGUGUGAGAUACGUGUCGACCCGGGAUCCCGCUAAGACCCGGGAUCUUGUUAAUAAAGCUACCUCCUGCUGUUACAUCAAAAAUGGCUACUCGUGAUUCCUGGGGGCACCCCAUCCCACGAUUGGAGCGAGAGACACGUCCCCCGUUUAGGGGUAUGCUCUUUCAUAUGGGGGCUCGUCUGGGAUCGGAGUGUGACCCCCCCAGAACCCCGAAUGCCACUUGGAGUAACUGUUACAGGUCUUCUUUACCACUGAGGAAAGACAGAAUCCUACUGGAGGCCAGAAAGAAUGUUCCAGACAUGGAUGGAAGGCCCUCACUUCUGCCUGUUAACUUCAAUACGCCUAAAGAUACUUUUUCAGAAAUAGAUAGAAGCUUUCCUCACCAAACGAGAGACGGCCUCUACAAUCAUCAAGAAGAUACUGGAAGAAAUCUUCCCCAGGUCUGGAAUGCCCAAGAUAAUCUGGUCAGACAACGGCCCUACUUUCGUUGCCAAGGUUGGUCAGAGAAGGAUCUCGAAGAUAUCUUGGGAGGCGGGGGAUACAAACCUGAGAAGGAUAAAGGUGGAGCUCUGCAUCAGGAGAAUUGGUUUUUUUUCAAUAUGGAUACAACUAAGGAGGAAGAUGUAGGAGAAGAAAAUCGAACCGUGGUUUGCCAAGGUGCUGCGGUUAUCCGAAGAGGGUGGAAAAGAAAGAAACGAUAUCUGACCUUGUUCAAUGACAUUUUGGUGGUAUCCAGUAAACUAUCCAUUUGUGAAGCCAAAAAACACAACAUAAUGGGACUUCCCAUGCAGAUAUUCACUGAGGACAUUGCAUGCUGUGACACUCCUCUAUAUGUAAAAGCAACAAACUUCAAUAUGGUAAAUGACAUAAUCAGCAAGUUACUACCAAUGAUAAGAAAGCAUAACAUUGAAGAUUACCAACUGUGGUUCUAUCCUGGCCCUGGGAAAGCUCCAAGAGUACUCCAAGAAUUCAUCUUGAAGCCCAGAAACUCAGCAAGAAGCCAGCAGCAAAAAAAUAUGAAGGAAAAAACUUUUAAGAAACAGAGAACUUCUAUGACGUCGCAGUUGGACAGGGGCUCUGUGCCCCACUAGGACCAAGUAUGCACCACCCCACCAGUUAAAAAGGGAAGAAAACUGUUUGGAAGAGAACUCAGUUCCAUUUGUCAGGAUGGCAUCCUGCCUGGAGCAAUUCUGGACAUGCUGUACCUACUAAAAAAGAAAGGGCCCACAACCACGGGUGUCUUUUUAGAACCUCCGAGUAUAACUUUGUGCCAAACAGUAAAGGACAAAUUGGAUUCGGAAGAGGAGGACUUCCUCCAAAACAUCCAGGGAAGUCUAAUGACUUCAAAACUAUAUGAUGAGUGGAUUGGUGUACCCGACAAGGUCAAUGAUGAAGAGAAAUUAGCCGCAGUGCAGAGUCUUUUAGAUAAAAUGCCACCUGAAAAUGCGGCUCUUCUGAGGCAACUUUUUUUUAUAUUAUAUGAAAUUAAAAAUAACUCUCCUUCUAAUGAAAUGUCUUCUUACCACCUAUCUGUUGGGUUAGCCCCAUGUCUCUUAUUCAUGCCCAGCUCCUGCAAUAAUGGAGUGACUGAUAUUGGCAAAAAGAUUUCUCUAGUAGAAUUUAUGAUCGAAAAUUCUCCAAAAGUUUUUGGAGAGGACUUGGCUGCAGUGUGGCUUGGAACAUCACUAUAUCAUCCUCCUGGAGGAAAGUCCUCAUGUUCCCAGAAUAAUGCAACAAAUAUUGGAAACAUUAAGGAAACCGAACAUGGACUCAGCAGCUGCCCCAUUGGGAGGAUAUGUACUCCUGGCUAUAACACACGGCCGAGAAGUCCAGCUGCUCUUCCCUAUGAGGGCCUUCUAGAUUCACAAAAACACGAAGGCAUUGUAUAUACUAACCCAACGGUAAUAUCUAUUAAUCCACCACAAGCAAAACAGAAAUGUUUGUUUGGGAAAUCUCUUUCGGGUCUUUUAGAAGACAAAACGUUGCUUAAUCCAAAACUUGGCUUCAGCAUAACCGAGUCCUUCCUGCCCCCCACCAGCAGCCCUAGUGAACACCGCCGGGCCGAGCCUGGCAGCGGGCUGACCCGGACUCCCAGCUCCGAGGAGAUCAGCCCUACAAAAUUUCCUGGAUUGUACCGAAUGGAUGAGCCUUUGCCUCCCCAUGACAUCCUCCACGAGCCUCCUGAUAUCGUGUCAGAUGAUGAGAAAGACCAUGGAAAGAAAAAGGGAAAAUUUAAGAAAAAGGAGAAAAGGACUGAAGGCUACGCUGCCUUCCAGGAAGACAGCUCUGGAGAUGAAGCUGAAAGUCCUUCCAAGAUGAAGAGGUCCAAGGGAAUCCAUGUGUUCAAAAAGCCCAGCUUCUCUAAAAAGAAGGAAAAGGAUUUUAAAAUCAAAGAAAAGCCCAAAGAGGAAAAGCACAAAUAGGAAAAGCAUAAAGAAAAGAAAUGUAAAGACUUGACGGCCGCCGAUGUUGUUAAACAGUGGAAGGAGAAGAAGAAAAAGAAGAAGCCAACUCAGGAGUCAGAGGUGCCUCAGACGGACGCCCCGAGUCUCGGACCCAUUUUCGGCGCUCCCUUGGCUGACGCAGUAGAGAGGACCAUGAUGUACGACGGCAUCCGGCUGCCAGCUGUCUUCCGAGAGUGCGUGGACUACAUGGAGCAGCAUGGCAUGAAGUGUGAAGGCAUGUACCGAGGGUCAGGAGUCAAAUCAAAGGUAGAUGCAGCCUGUGAUCGAGAGGAGUCUCCAAACCUGGAAGAAUAUGAACCUAACACUGUAGCCAGCUUGCUGAAGCAGUAUUUGCGAGACCUUCCAGAGAAUUUGCUUACCAGAGAGCUUAUGCCCCGAUUUGAAGAGGCUUGUCAGCAGAGGACCACAGAGAUGGAGAAAGUGCAGGAGUUCCAGCGCUUGCUCAGGGAACUGCCGGAGUAUAACCAUCUUCUGCUUUCCUGGCUCAUUGUGCACAUGGACCACAUCAUUGCGAAGGAGAUAGAAACCAAGAUGAACAUCCAGAACAUCUCUCUAGUGCUGAGCCCAACUGUCCAGAUCAGCAACCGGGUCCUGUAUGUGCUUUUCACACACGUGCAAGAGCUCUUUAGCACCGUGGUCCUGAAGCAAGUAACAAGACCUCUGCGUUGGUCCAACACGGCCACAAUGCCUACACUGCCAGAGACCCAAGCAGGCAUCAAGGAAGAGAUCAGGAGACAGGAGUUCCUUUUGAACUGUUUACAUCGAGAUCUGCAGCGCGGGAUAUAGGACUCAUCUAAAGAAGAAAGAUUAUGGGAAGUACAGAGGAUUCUGACUGCCCUCAAGAGAAAGCUGAGGGAAGCUAAAAGACAAGAGUGUGAGACCAAGAUUUCCCAGGAGAUAGCCAGCCUAUUGAAAGAGGAUGUUUCCAAAGAAGAAACGAAGGAAAUUGAGGAGGUCAUAAAUAUCCUCCUUGCCCAGGAGAAUGAGAUCCUGACUGAGCAGGAGGAGCUCCUGGUCAUGGAGCAGUUUCUGCGUAGUCAGAUCGCCUCGGAGAAAGAAGAGGUCCACCGCCUCCGAGCUGAGAUUGCGGAGAUCCAGAGUCACCAGCAUGGCCGCAGCGAGACAGAGGAGCACUCUUCUGACAGCGAAUGCGAGAGCAAGGAUGAGGAGGAGCUGCAGAUCAUUCUAGAAGAAGACUUACAGAGGCAGAAUGAAGAGUUAGAAAUAAAGAACAAUCACUUGAACCAAGCAGUUGGUGAAGAGCGGGAGGCCAUCGUUGAGCUCCGAGUGCAGCUCCGGUUGCUCCAGAUGCAGCGAGCCAAGUCUGAGCAGCAGCUCCAGGAGGAGGAGCCCGAGAGGCAAGGGGACACAGGCCCACUGCCUUGUGAAGGUGUCCUUGAGGUGAUAGCAGCCAAGGAGCAGGUGAAGCCCUCGCCCAGCAAAGACCCGAAGGAGACGCAUCUGAACUGCCCCGGCCUUGUGCAUCAUACUGUAAGCAAGAGUCCACUGCCUGUCCUGCCUGGCAGCGUUCCGUAAAGGCUCUCAGAGAUGCUCACUCUUGCACACGUCUGACUCCGCGUCAGGCUCAGGUCCUGGGAGAGUGAAGGGGUGGACACUCGGUGGUGGGGGGCUUGCAGGGAACACAGGCAUUUCCAGAUAGUGUCAGCUUAUUUGAAAAUUAAUUUUCUUUGAUAAAAAUAACUAUUUUAACCCUUGAGUGGCUUAUUUUUAAACCAAAAAACUUGUUGUUGUUGUUGUUGUUCUUUAAAUCACAGUAGAAUCAGGAUCUCUUUCUUAUCAAAGGGUGGGAACCAAACCAGGUCACUUCUGCGCCUGCCUUGUGGACGCUCGUGGUCUUACCAGCCCUGCAGGGUCCCUGGCCACUCUUGCUUGUGCCUUCCACACCUUUUGGUGCAGAUUGUUCAGUGGGGAUCUGCCUCAUAUUCUCUGACUGGCCAAAAAGGCUCACGCUGGGGUUCCUUGUUCCUGCCCUGUGUGUACCACUUUUCUUUUCCAGCUCCGAGUCUGUCAAUGUGAGUCAGGACGGCCCAGUUUGGUUGCAGAGGGAGGUUACCAUGCAGCCUGCCACCAGCCUGGGCAGGGCAGGCCACCCACUCACUGCCAGGGAGCAGCAAGGGCCUUUUCUCAGAGGUGGUCAGAGAUGACCACCUUGACCCUGAGGUUGCACAGGACACUUCUCACACCAGAGUCCUUUUCCACACUGACCUUCCAGGAAAGUCACCUUCCACAGUGACUUCAGUUGCUAGCUUGGGCUGGGAUACCCACACCUCUGCCAGGAUAAGCCAUGUAGAUGCUCUCAUGCACAACUUUCACCUGUCCAUGUCAUCUCAAGGGGCUGCUUAAGGACUCUGACAGAACUGAGCGGAAGGAAGGAAAGCAUAACUGUAAUUGACCGCACCUGGUGUUUGCCUCUAACCCAAGACAACUGCUCCCAGCGGUCUGGGAGGCCGGACUCUGAGGCAACAGGAUUUCACUGUCAGAUGAGUGGCCCCCAGGGAGGUCCCCUGUGGCUCUGAAGACAAAUGCCACACUCUAAAGUGAGCAACAAAACCACAGGAGGGCUCUGUCUACUCCCCAGUUAGUAUUUAUUUCAGCACCUGUUUUGUGCGAUUUUUCAUUAGCCUCUACCUAUUGCACUGUUGUGACUUGUUGGCCAUUAUUUGAUUUUUGUACAGAAAAAAAAGCUUUGUUAUAGAAAUCAGCAUAUUUUUUUUUUAAAUCUGGAGAGAAGAUGUUAUGGAGACUGGAAAGGUGGUCAGGUGUCAAAUGAAAAUGUACAAAUGCCUUGCUGCACUCGUCAGAUGUGCGACACUCAUUCUAUAUUUGCUGGCAAUAUCGAAGAAUUCUUUUUGUUUGUGUAAACUCUAAUUUCUAUCAAGGUAUCAUGGGUUUUUAAAAUUUCAUUACAAAUGUCUCAAUGUUGGUUAACUAAUUUUUGCCAGGACCAUUAUUGAUUAAGGAAAUAAAUUCAGCGGCCUUUGAGAAAAAAAAAAAA